UUUUUGACUAUUGGGCAGUAUGAUUUAUUUGUUAGUUACUGUGAUAGGUUUGUUUUCGAAAUGCAAAAAUAUAUUGUUUGCUUUAUAUAGGGUUGCCAACCGUCCUUUAUUUCAAAGGACAAUCGUUUAAUUAAGCUUUUCGGUCCUUGUCCUUUUUAGCAUUUAGAAAAGAUGCUAAUUGUCCUUUAUUCUUUCCUACGUCGUUUGGCCCGACAGUUAUAGUACUGUGUUUGAUAUUGUUCCGUUCUUAAAAAAUUGCCUUCAUUUAUGUAUUUGCAAGCUUUAAUUAUACUUUUUAAUUUCGCUUCGGUUCGGCUCAAAUAGCCAAAGAAAUAACAAUUUUAUUAACAUUGUUUUGGUCAAUGUUAAAUAAAUGAAAAACAUGUGAAGAUUGCUUUAUUAUAUCUUUUUAGCAUGUAUAUAAUUUUUAUUUCAUUGUUUUAUAUUGUUCUUUCCUGCAAGUUACAAAAUAAAUGAUGAAGGUAAUCUAUGUCCUUUAUUGAAACUUUCCAUAGUUGGCAACCCUAGUUUUAUAUUACUGUAUUACAGUACCUACCAUACCGGUACCCGUACCGUACAGCAGUAGUCCAUUAUUACCAUUUCUGCAUUUCAGAAAACUACCGUACUGUAUUCAUGGGUAUAUUUAGCAUUUAAACAGCUGUGCGCUUGAGUAUUUUAAUACCAGUAAUCAUUCAAAUAAAAUCACAUUCCGGAUGAUUGAACCAAAGAAAAUUAUAAUUGUAAGUGGAAAACGAAAAAGUGGGAAAGAUUAUUUCAGUGACUUGCUCUCUUCAAAAAUUGGUUUUGAACAUUGUGAUAUUAUCAGACUGUCAUCUCCAUUGAAAGAACAAUAUGCAAAAAUUCAUAAUCUUGAUUUUACAAGACUAUUGGAUUCAUCAUCAUAUAAAGAAAAAUAUCGAGAUGACAUGAUCAAAUGGGGCGAAAGUGAAAGAAACAAAGAUUCUGAAGUAUUUUGCAGGCUCGCAACACAAAUUGCUUCUAAACCAAUCUGGAUUGUGACUGAUGCUAGAAGACCAUCAGAUAUUGAAUAUUUCCAAAAAUAUUACAGAGAAAAAACUAUUUUAUUAAGAAUUUCAUGUUCUGAUACAACUCGUAUAAAUCGAGGUUGGAAAUUUGUGAGUGGUAUUGAUGAUGCACCAUCUGAAUGUGCACUUGAUGGAAUAGAAUGGGAUUUUGUAGUACAUAAUGAUGACAAUAAUAAUGACACUAAUGUUCAUGCUAUUUCUAACAAGAUUCAAAAAUUAUUACAUGUGCUUUUAUAAUGUGGUAUUUCAAACACUAAUGAUUACACUUUGCUAUUGUUAAAAAAUAACAACAUGACAUUAUGUUCUUAUAGUGGCCAUCAACAAUUGUGUUAUUCCAGGAACAUUCUGUCUUCAUUUAUGCUAACAGAAGGAACAAAUAUUGUUAUAUCCUAAACAAAUUUUAUUUUAUAUAUACAAUCAUACAAGUACUGCCUUUCUAAACUAACCACUUAUCUUAACACACAG
This is a messenger RNA of Styela clava, 1511 nucleotides long. Its product is annotated as phosphomevalonate kinase-like. Gene Ontology annotation, molecular function: phosphomevalonate kinase activity. NCBI's taxonomy places the organism in Eukaryota, Metazoa, Chordata, Ascidiacea, Stolidobranchia, Styelidae. Gene Ontology annotation, cellular component: cytoplasm. Gene Ontology annotation, biological process: cholesterol biosynthetic process; isopentenyl diphosphate biosynthetic process, mevalonate pathway. The record is from RefSeq and is a predicted model, not a curated record.